AUUCUUCUCCUGUGACUUGGAUUGGUAUUUUAUACAAUAAAUAUAUAUAUAUAUAUAUAUAUAUAUAUAUAUAUAUACAUAUACAUAGAGAUAUAUAGAUAUAUUUAUAUAGACUUAUACUAGUGUUGAUAUAUUAUAAUUGGAUAAUGAAGAAAAGUCUUUUGAUUUGUACUUAUAUUGUUAUUGGAAUAGGCCUAUACGUUUUAUAUAAUCUCUUAAUGAUUGGUAAGAAUGAACAGAAUAUUGUAGAGUUUGAAAAACUAGAAAAGCUAGCUUUUCAAGAUUUAAUAAAUGGGGAAUGGCAAACUUUAAAGAAGGAUUCAAAUAUCAUUUACUUUCAUAGAGCAAUUUACGAUUCUAGAAAAUUCGAAAAAUGGUCAAGUCCUUGCGUUACAAUGUUUGUUCUUAGUAAUACGCAGGAAGUCAACGAUCUAGAAGAUCUUACCUGUGGUUAUACAUUCUUUAAUAGGACAAUUCGUAGAAAUACUAAUGUUAUACUAACUGACAAGGCUUUCAGAUGGCAUGAAACGCAUCUUCAGGAAUUUGUUGUUCAGUGUCCGGUGGACGGUAUCUACCCAAUUCCUACCUACAUCUUCAUAGAGAGAAAUACUAAUGAUAGAGCUACACUCAAAAUAGAGAGACCCUACGCAGGAAGUCACGAUAUAGGGAUUUGCGUUCCAGUCAUAUACGGUUCAUUCGACACGCAUAUGCUAAUUGAAUGGUUCGAAUUGCAUAAAUUUUUCGGCGUAAAUUUUUUCGAUAUAACCGUCUGGAAUGUUUCGUCAGACGUUCUAUCCGUUCUGAAAUAUUACGAAUCACAGCAACAGCUUUUGCUAACGCUAGUGGAUAUACCAUUCAAGGUGAAACUGGACCAGACUGCCUCCGGAUUACAGCCUAGUAAGAAGCCAUUUUUUCUUAAAGCAUUUAUGCCGAUUGCUUUAAACGAAUGCUAUCUGAUGAACUCGUUAAGGGCAAAAUAUAUGCUAUCGUUAGAUUUUGACGAAUUUAUUUAUAUCAAUAUGACUAAAUAUCGAAGUUAUAACCAACUUUUACAAAAUUUUCACCACGACGAGUAUUUCGUUAAUCUUUUAAUGGGAAAAGUUAAAUUCGACAUAAGCUGUCAGAUGACCCUUAAAAGUUCCAGCUAUAUAUUUCGACACGCUUUCAGACAACCACUAGAAACAAUGAAAAUGGCCGAUAAUCCAAAAUCCUUCUUUAGGCCUACAAACUGCCCUUACAUGGGUAAUCACUUUUGCGUAUGGAAUAAGGAAGUAAGCCAAAAGGGAUAUCCUAGAGCGAAAACAUCACAAGUUUUCGUCUCCCAUUUCAGGAAGAGAGAAAAGUGCGAGGAAUCUGUUAAACAAAAAUAUCAAAUUGAUAGAACUCUUAAAUUUGCCGCACCUACAUUAUUAGAAAGAUUUGCCAAGGUUAAAAACAAAUUAAGAUUAAAGAAAAUAACUUGAAAAAGAAGACAACGUCCUAGUUUUUUCUUUUCUCUCUCUCUCUCUCUCUCUCUGUCUCUUUCAUUCUUUCUGCUUUUGUUCUACUUUCUCUAUUUAGCAGUUUUAUUUUGUUUAAGUGAUUUGUUUAAUAAAUAAAAAUUGUUAUUCAAUCGCUUAUUGAGUAAGAUUGAAUGAAUCAGUAAAUGAAUAAAU
Molecule: messenger RNA, 1655 nt
Organism: Dimorphilus gyrociliatus
Lineage: Eukaryota; Metazoa; Annelida; Polychaeta; Dinophilidae
Source: the annotation of a GenBank genome assembly